Aedes albopictus (Asian tiger mosquito) is the source of this 1084-nucleotide messenger RNA. It is a transcript of the gene nero, whose product is annotated as deoxyhypusine hydroxylase. Bases 132 to 1040 code for a protein of 302 amino acids. Gene Ontology annotation, biological process: peptidyl-hypusine biosynthetic process. The record is from RefSeq and is a predicted model, not a curated record. The transcript has 2 exons. Lineage: Eukaryota; Metazoa; Arthropoda; Insecta; Diptera; Culicidae. Gene Ontology annotation, molecular function: deoxyhypusine monooxygenase activity.
UUUGCGAGACACGCGUUCGUGUCGUGCGGUGGUCCGUGGUCCGGUGUGAAUGUGAAUCACUUCGCGAAGUGCGAAAAAUUUCCCCUGUUAGCAAUUUACCAGCUUUAUCACAAUCCCUAGCGCAUCUCAGAAUGGUUCAAAUCGAGGAAUCGAAAAUCGCCGACAUCGGCCGGGUGCUCAACGACCAGAACCGGCCGCUGAAGGAGCGCUUCCGCGCGUUGUUUACACUGAAAAACAUCGGCGGACCGAGAGCGCUGGAGUCGAUCGGGUUGUGCUUUGAGGAUGAUUCGGCGCUACUGAAGCACGAGCUGGCCUACUGCCUGGGGCAGAUGCAGGACCGAGCGGCCAUUCCCAUCCUGACGAAGGUGCUCGAGGACAGUGCACAGGAACCGAUGGUGCGACAUGAAGCGGCAGAAGCCCUGGGAGCCAUCGGCGCAUCCGAGGUCGAACAGAUCCUGGUUAAGUAUUCAAAGGAUCCCGUCGUCGAGGUGGCGGAAACCUGUGAAAUCGCACUCGGCCGCGUUCGGUGGUUGAAAAACAAGGAAGCAAAUUUAGUCGAUAACAAUCCUUACGCAUCCGUCGACCCGACGCCUCCCGCAGAGACAUCGAACGUCGCUGAACUGCAGAAGAUUUUGAUGAACGAUGACGAAUCGCUGUUCAAUCGAUACCGUGCCAUGUUCAGUUUGCGAAACUUGCGCACCGAAGAGUCCGUACUGGCACUGGCCACCGGAUUGAAGGGAAAGAGUGCCCUUUUCCGGCACGAGGUAGCUUUCGUGCUGGGUCAACUACAGGAACCGUGCAGUAUUCCAUUCUUGGCUGAAAAUUUGAGAGACGGCGCCGAGAACGAAAUGGUACGACACGAAUGUGCCGAAGCGUUGGGUGCGAUCGCCACCGAAGAGUGCACCAACAUCCUGAACGAAUACCUGAAGGACGAGAAACGCGUGGUCAAGGAAAGUUGCGAGGUUGCGCUGGACAUGUGCGAGUACGAAAACAGCCCGGAAUUCCAGUAUGCGGACACGCUGGGCAAAGUGACGCACUAGAAGGUAUUGUUUGUGAUAAAGCGAGUAAGUUGGUUUAAAAUUAA